AUGAAUGCCAUUUUCAGGCCUGCCUUGCGACAGUGGGUGAUAGUAUUCUUCGACGACAUCCUCAUUUACAGCCCGACAUUCAUGGCCCACACUCGGCACAUUCACGAGGUGUUAUCAAUCCUCAAGGCCCACCGUUUUUUCGUGAAACUGUCGAAAUGCACUUUUGCGUGUUCAACGGUAGAAUAUUUGGGUCACUUCAUUUCCGAGGGCCGCUUGAAGGCAGACCCGGCAAAGAUUGAGGCCAUGGUGGCUUGGCCGGUGCCCGCGUCCGUAAAACAGCUCCGCGGCUUCUUGGGUCUCACAGGGUAUUACCGACGAUUUGUUGAGCAUUAUACGUCCAUCGCAGGGCCACUGACCGAAUUGUUGAAAAAGGAUAGCUUCGCGUGGUCGGCCGCCGCGUCAGAGAGUUUCGACGCCUUGAAACGAGCGAUGACGUCCGCUCCGGUUCUCCGCCUUCCGGACUUUAGCCGGAUCUUUUAUCUAGAGACCGACGCGUCGGAUUUUGGCAUUGGCUAG
Salvia splendens (bonfire salvia) is the source of this 516-nucleotide messenger RNA. RefSeq lists its product as uncharacterized. The transcript has a single exon. Bases 1 to 516 code for a protein of 171 amino acids. The record is from RefSeq and is a predicted model, not a curated record. NCBI's taxonomy places the organism in Eukaryota, Viridiplantae, Streptophyta, Magnoliopsida, Lamiales, Lamiaceae.